Molecule: messenger RNA, 789 nt
Organism: Gastrolobium bilobum
Lineage: Eukaryota; Viridiplantae; Streptophyta; Magnoliopsida; Fabales; Fabaceae
Exons: 1
Coding region: 1-789 (262 amino acids)
Molecular function (GO): nucleic acid binding; zinc ion binding
Source: RefSeq, a predicted model, not a curated record
AUGAAAGAGGCUGAGGAUGCAAGAGAGAAAGACAGAGUCUCAAAUCGGAGAAGGAAUUAUGACAACAACAAAGGAAGGUUUCCACGGGCGCAAAACUCGAGAAACAAUUUUGCUAGCAAUGAAGGGAAGAAGAAUGCGGGUCAGAUGAAUUUCCAGAUUCAGGUAUGUCCAAAAUGCAAGAAAAAUCAUGCUAGAGAAUGCUUGGCAGGAAGAGGUGUGUGCUUUAAGUGUGGAAAGCCUGGACAUAUAUUGAGGAAUUGUCCUCAGAAUCAAGGUCAUAAUUCAUCAAACCAACCUACAACAAGAGGAAGAGUUUUCACCCUAAGUGGUCAGGAAGCUGCUCAAGUUUCAAAUUUGGUUCAAGGUACAGGCUUAAUACAAGAUUCUCUUAUAACUGUACUUUUUGAUUCUCGGGCUUCUCAUUCUUUCAUGUCCUUAUCUUCUGCUCAAAAGUUAAAAUUACCAAUUUCCCUUUUACCUUCCUAUCCUGAAAUCUUUCUUCCUACUGGAGAAAAGAUAACCAUAUCUCAAGUCUGUAAAAACUAUCAUUUUCAACUCGAAGGGGAAUUGUUUGAGGUAGAUUUAGUUUGCUUGCCUAUGAUUGAUAUAGAUGUGAUUCUUGGUAUGAAUUGGUUGUCUGCUAAUUGUGUGGUCAUUGAUUGUCAUAAUAAAAAUAUAAUUUUCACAAAAGAGUCAGAACUUCCCAAUGAAUCUUUAUUCUUGUCAACUUCACAACUUAGAAAGAGUUUGUUAGAUGGAGCACAAGGAUAUGUUCUCUUUAAUCUUUGA